Messenger RNA from Photinus pyralis (common eastern firefly), 1671 nucleotides. It is a transcript of the gene IP3K1, whose product is annotated as inositol-trisphosphate 3-kinase homolog. Gene Ontology annotation, biological process: inositol phosphate biosynthetic process. The record is from RefSeq and is a predicted model, not a curated record. NCBI's taxonomy places the organism in Eukaryota, Metazoa, Arthropoda, Insecta, Coleoptera, Lampyridae. Gene Ontology annotation, cellular component: nucleus; cytoplasm. Gene Ontology annotation, molecular function: inositol tetrakisphosphate kinase activity; inositol-1,4,5-trisphosphate 3-kinase activity. The coding region runs from base 179 to 1306 and encodes 375 amino acids. The transcript is spliced from 5 exons.
CACGCGUUGCGUAAAAUUGGAAAGACAGGGCCUGGGUGGAUGUGUCGGUGAUUCCGAUAAAGUUACGCAAGUGUGUGUUUCCUACGUACGUUGCACGUGCCAAUUAAAACUGACCUGGGGUGGUUUAUUUGCGAUUCGUACGUGGUACCCCAAGUACCAAGUGCGCGGACUGAAAAUUAUGACCAAUGACAAGGACAUUCAGUUAUCCAGAAUUUGGAAAUCGAGGCCUUCAUCUCCAGUACGAUCGGAGGCAACGCAAACGGGUUUCAAAAGGUGGAGAAAAAAUAGCAAGAUUUCCGUAGCCAAAACACAAGCGCCCGAAAAAUGUAAAGAAGAUGAAAUGUCCCUUCUCAAAUUUUUGGCAAUUAACGCGCUAGAUUUAAGCGCACCAGCUAGCGAUGUUCUUCUCAAAAGCCGAAGCAGCAAUUGGUUUCAAUUGAGCGGCCACCCCGAUAGUCUGGCACCUGCCGGACCUGGUACGGUAUGGAAAAAGCGCUCUGGAAAUUCGGACGACACCGAAAGGGCGGUCUACGAAGAACUGUCACAGGAUAUCCUGCUACGAGACAUCAUUCCAAAAUACUAUAGGCAAGUCGAUUACCAAGGCGAGAAAUUCAUCGAACUUCAAGAUCUUCUCCACGGUUUUCAAGAUCCUCACGUCAUUGACGUCAAAAUGGGCACGCGUACCUUCUUAGAGUCCGAAGUGAAAAAAAAAGUAGCACGAAACGAUCUAUACCAAAAAAUGAUUGCCAUUGAUCCCAACGCGCCGACGGCCGAGGAGCACGAGGCUAAAGCCGUCACAAAGUUGCGUUACAUGCAAUUUCGCGAGCAGCAAUCCUCCUCCUGUAGCUACGGCUUUCGAAUAGAAGCGAUGAAGUGUCGAGGUUCGCCUCCCAUCACCGACUUAAAGAAGAUGAAAUCUAAGGGUGAAGUCAUGCACAUUCUGGACACCUUCCUGGGCAAACGACGCGACAUUAAGCAAAAGAUACUGAGCAGAUUGUGUGAAAUACGAAGUCGGCUAGAACAGUCAGAUUAUUUCAAGAACCAUGAAGUUAUCGGAAGUAGUCUAUUCAUAAUUUACGAUGACACAAAGGUGGGAGCUUGGCUUAUCGAUUUCGCUAAGACCAACAGUUUGCCAGUUGGAAUGACUGUCAAUCACAGAUCGCCGUGGACGCAGGGUAACCACGAAGAGGGCUUCCUAUUUGGCGUUGACCAGUUGAUUACGAUGAUUGAAAAUACCAACACUAAAGAUAAUUUCGACUGCAACAACUUCUUGGAGACCCUUCCAAUGGUUAGCUCCAAAUCGUGAUUACCUUACGGUUGAGUUGUCAUUUAUGGUGCUUGAAAGCAUCAGGAAUGAGUCUAGCAGUUUUUGACAGAAGAGCCCGAGGGAGCUCGGAAAAUGGUGUACGGUUUAUGGAACCAUUUCUGUUCGGGAGGCCACGAUUAUGUAUUAUAAGAGGACCCUGAGAGUAUUAAGCGUCGAUUAAGUUAAUUAGUAGUUAGUUCUUUUUGUAAAUAGUUUCUUUAUUUCUUUCGUUAACUUAUUUUGUUCUAGUCAAGAUGUAGGUAAGUGUUAAUUUAAUUGAUGCCAAUGUUACCACAUGUCAAAGUGCUGAUAAUGUAAAUUUUUAUACCAAUUCCUGUAUGUACUUAUAAACUUUUUAACAUCGU